Yarrowia lipolytica CLIB122 is the source of this 1440-nucleotide messenger RNA. RefSeq lists its product as uncharacterized. NCBI's taxonomy places the organism in Eukaryota, Fungi, Ascomycota, Dipodascomycetes, Dipodascales. The record is from RefSeq and is a predicted model, not a curated record. Gene Ontology annotation, cellular component: cytosol; mitochondrion. Gene Ontology annotation, molecular function: glucokinase activity; fructokinase activity; D-glucose binding. Gene Ontology annotation, biological process: glycolytic process; carbohydrate phosphorylation; intracellular glucose homeostasis.
AUGACAAUCACUCUGAGUCAGAAGGUUGGCGAGUUCGCCUCCGAGUUCGCCAUCGAUGGCAGCUAUGUUCAGCAAGGCGUCAAACACUUCGUCGAUCAGACAGCACAGGCCCUCUCAGCAAACAUGGAAAGAGCAAUGCCCAUGAUUCCCUCGUUUGUCACCCGAAUUCCCACAGGGAAGGAAAAGGGUGUCCAGUUGGCAGUUGACCUGGGAGGCACUAACUUCCGGGUCUCAUCCGUGCACCUGAAUGGUGACCACACCCACAAAACGGUGGCAUCAAAAGUUGCUGUCAGCGAUGACCUCAUGACUGGCACUCAAGCUGACUUCUUUGGAUUUUUGGCCCAGCAAGUGAAAGAUUUCUUAACAGAACACCACUCAGAACAUUUCAGCCAGACUGAGCCUUUGCGAAUGGGAGUGACCUUCUCGUUCCCCGUCAAUCAGGUAGCUUUAGACAAGGGCUAUCUUUUGAGAUGGACCAAGGGUUAUGAUAUCAAGGAUGCUGUUGGAAAAGACGUCGUGGAGCUAUUUCAGAUCCAGCUCGAUGCUCUUGACCUGAAUGUGAAGAUUGUGGCUCUGGUCAACGACACCGUGGGCACACUAUUGGCGCGAGCUUACGCCUCUAAAUCCGACGAUGGUAAGCAUAAGCAGACCUUGAUCGGCGCAAUCUUUGGCACCGGAACCAAUGGUGCUUACUCAGAAAGACUUAAGCGGGUCCCCAAGUUUACCGCUGCGAAUUACCCUGAAGUUUUCAAGCGCUACUCACCAGAGCACAUCGCGAACCAAACUAUGAUUAUCAAUACCGAGUGGGGAUCUUACGAUAAUGACAUUGACGUCCUCCCAAACACCAAAUGGGAUAUUGACUUGGACGAAAACACUCACAACAAGUCUUUUCACAUGUUUGAAAAGCGGAUUUCUGGAAUGUUCCUGGGUGAGCUGUUGCGGCUCUGUCUUUUGGAUUUGAAGAGUGAGGGCCUACUUCUUCAAUCCACAAAGUUGGAAGGAAACCCUGUUUGGAAGGGAUUUGGAAUGGACACUUCGGUCUUGUCAUUCAUUGAAGCAGCCACUGAGGCACAGAUCGAGACAGGAAAGGGCGACUAUGAGAAAAUCAUCAAGGCCAUGGGUCUGGCCGCCAAGGACAUCACUCCUGAACAAGUUGCUGCCCUGAAACCCCUGGUUACGGCUAUUGGUAGACGAUCUGCGUAUCUAUCUGCCAUUCCUUUAGCUGCCAUUACUCUUCAUACUCACGCUUUGGAGAAAUUCGACGUUGUUGACAUUGGAGUUGACGGUUCUGUCUUCCAGUUUUACCCCAAAUUUGCUGAUAUGGUGAAAGAAGCGAUGGGCUAUGUCGAGGGUAUUUCUGUUGACCGUAUCGACAUCGGCCACGCAGAAGAUGGCUCAGGGGUGGGAGCUGCCUUGGCUGCUUACCCGGACGACUCAUAG